UUUCCAGCUAUAUCCUUUUAUUCUCUUGGCUACAAACAGCGUGUGUAUGCGACUCUUGACAACUAGCCCAGGCAAAAUCCCAUUCCCAAAGUCCAAAAACCCUAACCCGCGCGUUGAAUUCCUGCCGAGCAAGAAGUACUACACGGAGAGUACUGGUGCCUCUCCACCACUCCCCUCUGCGGUGAAGGUGAAAUUUCCAUGGCGAAGAACAAAAACAAGAAGCGAAAGCUCUCGAAGACACCGAUCAAAAAAUUCCAGAAGAAAGUAGAGAAGCAGAAGAAGAAGAAGAAGCAGGUCGAGAAAGCCCCUGUUCUAGUGAAGGAGGAAGACUCUGAUGACUCAUUAUCUGAACCCGAAUUGGAGUCCGAGAAGUUUCAGAAGCUCAUCGAACCCUACACCAAAGAUCAAUUGAUCGAAUUUAUCUGCGACGCCGCUGUUAACGACUCUACUAUCCUCCAGAGAAUUCGUUCUACCGCCGAUCGUGAUAUCUCCCACCGCAAGAUCUUCGUUCACGGCCUUGGCUGGGACACUACCCGUGAAACCCUAAUGUCCGCUUUCAAUUCCUACGGUGAGAUCGAGGACUUGAAUGUUGUCAUCGACAGGGCAACCGGUAAGGCAAAAGGGUAUGGUUUCGUUUUAUUUAAGACUCGCGCGGCCGCAAAUAAAGCUUUGAAACAGCCCCAAAAGAAGAUCAACAAUCGCGUUACCUCGUGUCAAUUAGCUUCUAUCGGGCCGGCUCCUCCUAUCCAGAAGGAUGAUACGACGGGUCGAAAGAUCUAUGUCAGCAAUGUUCCUUCUGACGCGGACCCAGAGAAGCUUCGGACAUUCUUUGCCAAGUUUGGCGAGAUCGAGACGGGUCCGAUGGGUUUCGAUUCCUCAACGGGGAAGUCUCGAGGGUUUGCUCUAUUUGUAUAUAAGACGCAAGAGGGAGCUAAGAAGGUUCUUCAGGAACCGUACAAGAUGUUCGAGGGGCAUCAGUUACACUGUCAGAGGGCCUCUGAGAACAAGACCAAGCCUGCAGUGGCAGUGCAGCAGCCUGUGCAAACUCCGGUACUAGCUGCUGUGGCAGCUUCGCAAAAUUUGGCUUUAUUUAGUCAGCACCCAACUCUUAAUCCAUUGUAUGGUGGGUUGAUUGGGAACCCAAAUGCUGGGUUGGUUGCAGGCUCUUUCCACCCCAUGAUGGCAGGUGCUCUGAAUCCCGUUGCGAUUCCAUCUACUCAAGUGGCUGGGAGUUCUUUCGGGACUGCCAUGGGGUUAGGAGGAUAUGGCCCAUCGCAUAGUUUGGCUACUUUUGAGGGUAAUCCUUCAUUGCUUGGGCCGUAUGGUUCUAGUGCCACAUCUUUGCAAGGUCUGCAAUCUUAUCAAAGUUCAAACAUGCAGCCAUUUUACGGAAGGAACCAUCCGACUGCCGGGGCUUUUCCUGGUUAUCCAUCUUAGAGGUGAUGAAGUGCAGCUGAGCUAAGGAGGAUUAUGUUGAUGCAAUGUUGGAGCAAAUUUUUCGAAGAGCAUAUUCUGGUUCAGUUUCACAGGCUUAGAAGGCUUAAUGAUAGCAAGAAAACGAACUUUUCUCUGUUUUUCUUGUAGGUUCUCUUAUAGGUUUAUAUAGUUUUCUUUUUAUAGUUAUUUUUUUUCCAUUUUUAACUUUUUUAUCUUGCACUUUCUUGUCCAACUUCUCAGGAUUUCUAUAUUUUCUAUGAUAAUUUUGCUGUUUAAUAUCGGCCACACAUUCA
Macadamia integrifolia is the source of this 1730-nucleotide messenger RNA. Its product is annotated as UBP1-associated protein 2A-like. The transcript has 2 exons. The coding region runs from base 199 to 1437 and encodes 412 amino acids. NCBI's taxonomy places the organism in Eukaryota, Viridiplantae, Streptophyta, Magnoliopsida, Proteales, Proteaceae. The record is from RefSeq and is a predicted model, not a curated record. Gene Ontology annotation, molecular function: RNA binding.